ACUGAAGCUUUCUCUGAAGCUUAAUGCUCAAGAUGAAGUUCUUACUAGUGGUCUCCUUUUUUGUCUUGUUCUCCUUAUGGAUUGAAGAAGUCUGUUCCAAAGAGAAAUCUUCAAAGAAAGGAAAGGGAAAAAAGAAGCAGUACCUAUGCCCGUCCCAGCAAUCAGCUGAAGAUCUUGCAAGAGUACCUGUUAAUUCUACCAGCAAUAUCUUGAAUAGGCUAUUGCUCAGUUAUGAUCCCAGGAUAAGACCAAAUUUCAAAGGAAUUCCUGUUGAUGUUGCAGUCAACAUCUUCAUUAACAGCUUUGGGUCAAUUCAAGAGACAACUAUGGAUUAUAGAGUCAACAUCUUUCUAAGACAGAAGUGGAAUGACCCCAGACUCAAAUUACCCAAUGAUUGGAGGGGUUCAGAUACACUGACAGUGGACCCAACAAUGUUCAAGUGUCUCUGGAAACCAGACUUGUUCUUUGCAAAUGAAAAAAACGCUAACUUCCAUGAUGUCACUCAAGAAAAUAUACUUCUUUUUAUAUUUCGGGAUGGAGAUGUCCUAGUCAGCAUGAGAUUAUCUAUUACUCUGUCAUGCCCUUUGGACUUGACCUUGUUUCCUAUGGAUACACAGCGCUGCAAGAUGCAACUGGAAAGCUUUGGUUACACAACUGAUGACUUACGCUUUAUCUGGCAAUCUGGAGAUCCUGUGCAGUUAGAGAAAAUUGCUCUGCCUCAGUUUGACAUUAAAAAAGAGGAUAUUGAAUAUGGUAACUGUACCAAAUAUUAUAAAGGCACAGGUUAUUAUACUUGUGUAGAAGUAAUCUUCACUUUAAGAAGACAAGUUGGAUUUUACAUGAUGGGUGUUUAUGCUCCUACACUGCUUAUUGUUGUUCUAUCCUGGCUGUCAUUUUGGAUCAAUCCUGAUGCAAGUGCUGCAAGAGUCCCACUGGGUAUUUUCUCAGUGCUCAGCUUGGCAUCUGAAUGUACUACUCUUGCUGCUGAACUUCCCAAAGUGUCUUACGUGAAGGCUUUAGAUGUCUGGCUGAUUGUUUGCCUUCUCUUUGGGUUUGCAUCGCUGGUGGAAUACGCAGUGGUUCAGGUAAUGCUAAACAAUCCAAAGAGAGUUGAAGCUGAAAAAGCAAAGAUUGCCAAGGCAGAACAAGCAGAAGGGAAAGGUGGAAAUGCUGCCAAAAAGAACACUGUGAAUGGUACAGGGACUCCUGUCCACAUCAGCACUUUACAGGUUGGUGAGACGAGAUGCAAAAAAGUUUGCACUUCGAAAUCUGAUCUGAGAUCCAAUGAUUUCAGCAUUGUUGGAAGCUUACCGAGAGAUUUUGAAUUAUCAAAUUAUGACUGUUAUGGGAAGCCCAUUGAAGUCAACAAUGGGCUCGGGAAAUCUCAAGCCAAGAACAACAAGAAGCCUCCUCCUCCCAAGCCCGUCAUACCAUCAGCAGCAAAGCGAAUUGAUCUUUAUGCAAGAGCACUGUUUCCCUUUUGCUUCUUGUUCUUCAACGUCAUAUACUGGUCCAUAUAUUUAUGAUAAACCUUUUUUUUUUGGUAUGUGUAAAAUAUAUCCCAUCUCAUUACUCCUUCCCAGUCAUGAAGGCCACUGUGUGAAAUUAUUUGCAUUUUCAAAGCAAUAUGUUGCAUUUUGAUGCCAUGUGAUUGUACGGAAAAUAUGGCAUCUGAAAUUUGAAUGAAAGCAUGACACCGCAAUGUCUGUGUUCCAACCAACGUUGUGUAUAGAUGUACAGCAUACUUCCUGCUUUAGGAAUUCAUGAAGGAUAAUGCAUACUACAUUAUGAAAUUGAGUAACUCUCUUCAGUUAUUAGUAACUUACAGAGAUUUAAAGUGUUUCUGACAAUGAAACUGAUGUGCACGUUGAGUAUUAUUAAAAUCAGUAUUCUAGUAUAUGUAGUAUUUAACAGCUUUUCUGAUGACUUUCCAAGAAAAAAACAUAUUGUUCCUGUAUGAUUUUAGAUGGCGCUGUUGAAGAAAAAACCUAAGUUGUAAUUCAUAUGAUUUAGACUUUGUAAGUGAGGACAGUAUUGAAUAAGCUGAUCUUGUCUGUGCAAAAAUAAAGAUCAGAGAAUUACUAAUUUUGUAAAAUCAGCUUAUUUAGAAAUAUUCAACUGUAUGCAUCCAGCAGCACACUUCAGAAGUGUGUGAGAAUAUGCUGACAAUAAAAUGUUGGGCCAAAUUUUUACUAGCUAUUUCCUUAGGCGCAAGCUAGACAUACUAUGUCAAAAACAGAGAGGCCGCUUUCUAGACUAAAGGUAUCAGGAGUUUUGGAGAAACAUCACAACGUACAGUUAAGUAUCAGGAUAUAUUAUAUGUUUUUACAUGACUCUAUCCUCUGGCUUAUCUUCUUUAGCGUCUUGCAAGCCUGCAGUAUAUAAGUCACAAUUUAUUUCUUGUUGAAUUUGGUAUGUCUUACUCAUUUUAUUUUGUUUAUCCUCUUGAAGUUUGAAAGCCCUCAGUUUAAAGAAACCAGUCAUUCCCAGGUUAAAUCGCAUUUUUAUCACCAGUUAUACUUGUUUGCCUAAGUUCACACCACUAAUAGAAGGGAAGAAAUGUUGAAGGGUCUGAGGGGCUGAGACUCUUAAAUAUGUAAAGAAUCCUUAUCUGUAUACCAGAGAGGUAUUAAUAACGUCACCAACUCAAUGUAUUUAGUUGCUCCUUUUUGGAAGAUAAGGUCUGAAACAUUAAACAGUUCUGAGAGACUGCUGUCUGUUUUCCAGAGGAAACCACAUGACGUUAGGACCAUAGAAAUUCCCUAGUGUGUGUAGGACAGGAGUCAAUACUUGUGGUCUCUAGUGGAUGGCAGGAUACGCCCCUUUGUAAUGCUAAAUCAUGAGGUGAGACAGUAAAACGAAAGUUUCCUGUAGGUAUGGUAUCCAAACUGUGUAUAUUGUCCAGGAACACACAGGUGCUAUGCCUCAGCCCUUGUGAGCAUACCAUAGAGAAACAGUUUUCUGCUUGUAGAAUUGGGGCAUAACAUUUGGUUGAAAUAUUAAAAUAAGACAGCUUUCACUAACUUGGCAAUGCGUAGAAGGAAAUAGAAAUUAUUUCCUCCUCAUGAGAAAGGAAGGAACUGAAUUAAAUAACUGAAACAGUCUCUAAGGUUAAAACAGGUAAAAUCACUUACGUUGUGCUGCAUUUCUAGCUUACACGGGAUGUGUAGAGCAAGUUCCCACCCUGCGUGGACUAUCGUAUCACUUCUGUGUUGCUGUCUGCCAUGUGAACACUGGCCAUAUGCAGUGAGCAUGCACAAUCAGAAGGUCAAAAAUCUGAAUAAAAAGAACAAAGCAAGUCACACUGGAUUCAAUAGACAUUUGACAGAUCUGCACGCACACAGUUUUUAUUAACCACAGCCAUUUUAAGAUCCACAGCUGAAUACUGGUUUUAGAUGAAAUCUGUGCAAAGUCUGUAUUUCAGGUCUACUGCCACUUAAAAACCUAGCUGGCUUUCCAUGUUUGAGGUUCGCCAUAGUUAUUGGCCUGAUAUUUUUGAUAACUCUUAUGAUGCACAUUCCUACAGAUGCCUCUCAUUCCUGAUGAUAGAAGAGGCAAGUCAUAUCAGAAUUGAAAAGAGGUAUUGUUUAGAAUAUGGGUAACUCACUCACAGCCUGCUUUCUUGCCAUUUGCUCAUCGACAUUUGAGGGACUACUUCACUAGGCAGUCACAGUUUAGCCUUUGGAUUUCUUUCUGAUUAGAGGAAAUCUCAAUUGUUGCUGAAUUGUGUUGACCUGAAAAGGUUACUGGGGGCAAAAUCUAAUACCAUUAAGGUCUACUUCAAAGCUUCGAUAUUUUUUUCUAUUAAAAGUAUUGGGGGAAUUGUUAGAGACUCUUAAGAAGUAAUAAGGAUAAUUCAAAGAGAGGAAGUAAGGGAGGCAUAACUUUUUUGCAUACAAUCAAGAGUGCUAUAUUUAUAGACAUUAUUUAUUCUCAUACUUGUAUUUUUUCUUAUGGUAUUAGAGGAAAAGAAAAUAAUUACCCUGUGUUGGAAAUUAUUUGACUUUUGGAAUAUGAUUUGGUUGUUAGAACUCUUAUAAGAUGAUUUAUCUGUAAUUAAUGUCCACAUUUUAUCUGUAUAAUCUCAAUUAUAGAUUUUAUUGUUAAAUUAA
Struthio camelus australis is the source of this 4112-nucleotide messenger RNA. NCBI's taxonomy places the organism in Eukaryota, Metazoa, Chordata, Aves, Struthioniformes, Struthionidae. The record is from RefSeq and is a predicted model, not a curated record.